AUAUGUUUGCAAAAUUUUUAAUGUUGGUUUGAAAUGUGGAAAAAGGACGUAUUGACUUUUUCUUUCUCUCGUGAGUAUAUUUCAUUGGAGUGCUUUCCUUGGUGGAGUUUGUGCACUGAUGUGGUGUAAGGUAAAUGGAAGCAAAGACUUUUUCCAAGUAAGAUUAGUAUUUAGAGAGUGAAGUUAGUGAAGGGUGGUUCUAUGGAGGUGGUCUCGGCCUUCUUCUUUGGCAUGUGAACUUUGUCAGCUUUUGUUUCAGCUUCCAUGAGCUAAAUGAUCUAUUGAUGUGGCACAGUUUAGUAAGGGCACGCCAAUGCAACGAAAUGCUUUGCCCAAGUAAAGAUUCAUAGUUAGAGAGUGAAGCUAGUAAAUAGUCAGUUUUAAGGAGGGUGGUCUUAGUCUUCUUCCUUUGUAUGUGAACUUUUCAGCUUUUAUUUCAGUUGCCAUGAGUGAAAUUAUAUACUUUUGCGUUUGCUCUCCCCAACCAUUACUGUUUUGUGUCAGACUUGGUGCCACAAUUCUGGUCUCUUGUUAGGUGUUGCAGACUGGAGGCAUUUUUAUCUUGAAGAGGGACAGAGUAAUAAGUUUAUUAUAAGAUUCUUAUUCUUUGUUUUGGAUCUUAUAUAUAUAUAUAUAUAUAUAUAUUCUGCCUCCUGCAAGUUUGGUUUGUUUAUGUGGAUUUGAAGGUUAAAGUCAAAAUUAAAAUUUUAUGGUACAGAAUGGCAGGCAGGCUGAUAUGAUAAUUUGCCCUAGUUGACUUUUAAGAAGGUUCCGUAUGGUCAGCUUUUCCUGUCAAACAUUAUUACUGCUAUUAAUGCACUUAUGCUGAAGCAGAUCUCUCUGGUUAUGAACCUUUUGCAAUCAGGGCACUGAAGCCCACAAACAAAUGACCUCUUGUGCUGAUUUUUAUCUGUUUUUUUAUUUGCCAAGUGUAUUCUAUUCUGAAUUAUGAUUUCAAUGUUUCUCAUAUACAGGCAGAGCCUUCCCCAACUACCAGUACCUUUUCUAUGCCCUUUAUGGUAAAGGGUGUGGCCAAUUCUUCAUUAUCUCCUCCAGGGGAGCAAUCUAAUAGCACACAUGGUGACGGUCAUUCUGGAAGCUUUGAGUUCCAGCUUAACAUACAGUCAGGCUUCUGCUGGUUCAAGGCGACAAGAAUAUGAUACCUGUGGACAAGUUCUAAGACAAUCUGUAGUGCAGCUGUUGGAAUGCUCCCAGUCAGUGAAAGCCGAAGGCUGCGCUUUCUCCGCACAUGAACUGACUCUAACAGUGGCAGAGACACGCCCACCAGCUGAAGCUGCUUGUAGUAACUUGCAAGAGGCUGUUGGUUCAGACCAUGGGCUAACUCUAUUGCAGCUUGACAACAAAGGUUCUUCUGUGUCCGCUGUACCUGAGAAGUUAUCCAAUGAUGGAUAUAACUGGCGAAAAUAUGGGCAGAAACAUGUUAAAGGGUGUGAAUUUCCUCGGAGCUAUUAUAAGUGUACUCAUCCCAAUUGCCAAAUGAAGAAGCAAUUGGAGCGUUCUCAUGAUGGACAAAUUACAGAAGUAAUCUAUAAAGGCCACCAUGAUCAUCUGAAACCUCAACCUAGCCAUAGAGUAGCUAUUGGUGCAAUUCUUGCAGGCUAUGGAGAAGAAAAAACUGAGGGGUUUUCUUCAUUGGUAAAUGCUGAAGAUAAGUUAUUAAAUGCAAAUGGACAAGGAUCUCGUCAUGCGGAUCCCAAUGGUAAUCCUGAGCUUUCUCCUGUCUUAGUAAGUGAUGAUGAUGCCAAUGGAGGUGGUCGUUUGAACAAUACUGGUGAUGAGGGUGCUGAUGGUGAUGAUCCGGAGUCAAAACGCAGGAAGCAGGAUACAAACGUCACUGAUUCCAUGCAGAUUGGCAAAGUUAACCGCGAACCACGUGUUGUGGUUCAAACUGUGAGUGAGGUUGAUAUCUUGGAUGAUGGUUACAGGUGGCGUAAGUACGGGCAGAAAGUAGUUAAAGGAAAUCCUAACCCAAGGAGUUAUUACAAAUGUACAAAUGUUGGGUGCCCUGUAAGGAAACAUGUAGAAAGGGCCUCACAUGAUCCAAAAGCAGUUAUAACAACAUAUGAGGGCAAGCACAACCAUGAUGUACCUGUCUCAAGAAACAGCAGCCAUGACACCAUUGUGGCACCAGCUGAAGAUGGUGCCAACACUCUCAACGGUUGCAUGGCACUAGCUUUGAAUGGUAUGCUAAGGACUUGCGACAUUAAAUCCAUUGGCCAUCACUACAACCAAUCUGAUGAGAUGGACACAAUCAGCCUUGAUUUGAGUGUUGGAAUCAGCCCGAGGCACGGGUCAUCGAAAGAGAAUCAGCAAACUCUGCAACCUGAACAUGCAGAGAGUCAUCAACUUCAAAUUCCCCAGGUUGAUCAGAAAGACUUUUCUACCACUUCUUUCAAUGCAAUCUUCUACCAUAGCUUGCAUGGAUCAAGAGAGAACAAUGGAGAUGGUUUUACUUUCAGUGCUCCUAUCAAUCAUCCUCCAAACCAGUAUUACAGCAAAGCAGGAAAUCUGGUUAUGGGACCUUGAGACUGCCCCUGUCGUUUCUGCAAUUACUUUGUUGCAACUCUCAUACAUCCAAAUAUGACAUGUUGUAAUUGAAAACACAAGUUAUCAGUCAAAAGAAUAGUACAUUGCUGUCAAAACAAAGCAGAGAGCUCUUCAUCUCUAUAAGUGUAAUUAAUUAACUUUGUAAUUCAUCAAUGUAACUUUCUCAUUGAGUUUGA
Dioscorea cayenensis subsp. rotundata (Guinea yam) is the source of this 2744-nucleotide messenger RNA. RefSeq names its product WRKY transcription factor SUSIBA2-like. The transcript is spliced from 5 exons. The coding region runs from base 1078 to 2547 and encodes 489 amino acids. The record is from RefSeq and is a predicted model, not a curated record. Lineage: Eukaryota; Viridiplantae; Streptophyta; Magnoliopsida; Dioscoreales; Dioscoreaceae. Gene Ontology annotation, molecular function: sequence-specific DNA binding; DNA-binding transcription factor activity. Gene Ontology annotation, biological process: regulation of DNA-templated transcription.